ACCUGGCGACAGCCAGAGUUGCAAGCUUCAUCGGCUGCUUAGCUCGCGCGUCAUCUGUUCUUUCCCUGCGUUGGACGGGAAGGGUCUUAGCUGCCUUUCACCGGACCUUAAUGGCACGACCAACAGAUUCAUUUAUCAGUCGAUGGCGGAAGUGGGUCUUAAGGCACGGAAAUAAAGACGUAUUGGCCCUGUUGCUUGUCAUUGCAAUUUUACUACUAGUACUACUACCUGUGGUAGCAAUUCGCCGCAUACCUAAACGCACAGGGAACAGCCACCAACAUCUUCCACCCCAGGUCAGCUCCCAAGUUCUGGACACCGCAGCAGAAUCCAAACGAAGCUCACCGAUCGCAACGAGGAUGGCCCGUCUGAAACUGCUUUGGACCCGUCUACUCUUCAUGGUAAACGCUGCCACUAACGCGUGGGGAAGUUCUGGACCCAGUGCCGAAUACUCGGUGAAUAAAACCAGGAAAAGACACAUAAAUCACACUCACAGUAUCAACGGCAACCGCACCAGCAUGGCGACUUCGCCGCCGCAAGGGAAGGCCGAUCUUCGUGGCAUCACGCUCGAGCCACACGCAAACGUUACGAAAAAAGCUGCUAGGGCCGCCACGAAGCCCUGGCGAACCACGACGGUAAAGAGAGCGACGACGAAAGCUCGUCUCCUGGUGAAAUCGAAAACAAUAUCUGUUACGUCGUACUCGAAAGUUCUAACAAGACGACGGACGACAGGCUUUACAAUGGAGCCAAAAGCUACGUCGAAGUUGAAUAGUGCGUACACUACAACAUCAAACGGUACCUCCACUUUCUCUGUGUCUGUGCCUGCCUCAUCACCGAACCGCCUCAGUGCAACAGACAGUACUUCGACUGACAUUCACGACGUUGCGACCUAUAAUUCUACCAGUGGUUCAAUGAGUACAAAAGCAAACGGCAGCGCGUCUUCCAGCGUGUCUUCUACUUCGACUACAAUGGUAUCAAACAAUGUCUCCGAUAUAGACUCAAACAGGUCGCCGACCAACGCAGAGACCACAACUUUGAGCUCCACUUCGAUCAACAGCUUGGCAGGAAACUCUACAGCUGCUUUUUCAGCUGCACCGAAGCUUGCUUCAGUAAGUGCCCCUUUAAGCACCGUAUCCGAAACCACGGUACAUGCACCUAUAAAAAGCACAUUAAGUUCAAAGGUGAAUGCUGACGCCUCGUCUUCGUCAAGCGACCCGGUAAUUGUUCGGACUGGUCUCCCUACCGUGCCAACUAGAAACAUCACUGAGACAGGUGAUACUGCAUCUGUAACAGACAACGUUACAACGGGUUCAAGCCGGAAAAGCGCGUACACGCUCGAUGCAUCGAGAUCGUUGAUUACUUUGGCGAAUGGAUCUGCGGCUGUCGAAACACAGCACACAACAGGAAACCAAAGCGAGUUACAGUAUAGCGUUCCGCAGCGCGAGUUCCAACCCCGAAGAACAUCUGCUCAUACGGCGACAACAGGACAUGUUCUGGAUACCACGAGAAGACCAGAAGAAGUGACAACGAAAACUGGAAAUACGUCCGUGUCAGUGUUGAAAACUGGAAGCGAGAUGGUCUCCAAUGCGGUAUCCCUGAAAGAAGACGGAAAAAUUCCCACGUCACAUGCAACCGAAGCACAAAACAUGUCUGUUCCAGGAAUGGUACCGACGCCAUCCACUCCCAAAGCAGACGAGAAAGAGACGGAUACCAGUGACGUCAUCGAAGAGCGUGAAGACCUUCCCAGCGGAUAUCGGCAGGACGUUGGCUUAAAAGACGAGUUGGAGAAUUUGGCAAAGGCAUACGGGGACUACAUCGUCGGUCGAUCUAACACGAAAGAAAAGCGCGACCAGGACAUCAUGGAUAUUGCCGCGCGUCUGCGUCCUUCGGGUGACGGUUCUGCACUAGGUUUGUUUACUGGUAGCAAUGACCUGGGAACCCUAACUGUGAACGAGACAGAUGGUUUUAUCCCUGGUCUAGCAGUAAUUACACCGCCCGCGCCAAGGCGUCAAGAACCGUACCAACGACUGCGAGAGCUUCUGUUGUCCAAGGACUUCAACAUACCGGACUUGAGGAAGCUUGCAAUUCUGGAAGAGCUGGAAGAGAAGAAAGAGAAGCAGGACAUGAAUAAAAAUCCAUAAGAAAAUGA
Molecule: messenger RNA, 2146 nt
Organism: Ornithodoros turicata
Lineage: Eukaryota; Metazoa; Arthropoda; Arachnida; Ixodida; Argasidae
Exons: 5
Coding region: 111-2138 (675 amino acids)
Source: RefSeq, a predicted model, not a curated record